Molecule: messenger RNA, 1382 nt
Organism: Setaria italica (foxtail millet)
Lineage: Eukaryota; Viridiplantae; Streptophyta; Magnoliopsida; Poales; Poaceae
Product: cinnamoyl-CoA reductase 2
Exons: 6
Coding region: 213-1175 (320 amino acids)
Molecular function (GO): oxidoreductase activity, acting on the CH-OH group of donors, NAD or NADP as acceptor
Source: RefSeq, a predicted model, not a curated record
GGGUUGCUGACAAUGACAAACAACCUGAAAAGGAGAAUGUUACGAAAACAGAGACUUCCACUCCUAGACCUCUCUGGACUUGUGUAGUCGCCCGUUGGACUCGGCCGUUACUCUUCUUCAUGCCAUCACACAUCUCUCCCUGAGUCCCUGUCGGCUAUCGCUUUCACAUACCCUGUCCCAAGUUCCAAGCGAGAGCAACCAGACCAGAAGCAAUGGAGGCGGCGGCGAAGAGCGUGUGCGUGACCGGCGCGGGCGGCUUCGUCGCGUCGUGGCUCGUGAAGCUCCUCCUCUCCCGGGGCCACUAUACUGUCCGCGGCACCGUGCGCGACCCUGGUGCUAGCAAGAAUGCUCAUCUCAAGGUGCUGGAAGGUGCUGAAAAAAGGUUGCAACUUCUCAAAGCUGAUUUGUUGGACUACAACAGCGUUGCAUCAGCAGUUUCCGGCUGCGUGGGUGUCUUCCAUGUAGCUAGCCCUGUUCCCUCUGGUCGAUCCUCCAACCCUGAGGUGGAGGUCAUAGGUCCUGCUGUCACAGGCACUGCCAAUGUGUUAAAGGCUUGCUAUGAGGCGAAAGUUGGGCGAGUUGUGGUAGUGUCUUCUAUUUCAGCUGUGUCCAAUAAUCCUAACUGGCCUAAGGGCAAGGCCUUUGAUGAAGACAGCUGGUCAGAUGAGGAGUACUGCAGGAAGAAUGAGGACUGGUAUAACCUUUCCAAAACUCUGGCAGAACGUGAGGCCUUUGCUUAUGCAGGAAAAACGGGGCUGGAUAUUGUAACCAUUUGCCCGUCAUUGGUACUUGGACCCUUGAUGCAGUCUACAAUAAAUGCAAGCAGUAAAAUCCUCCUUAAUUAUUUAAAAGGAGAUCGUGACACUGUUGAAAAUAAACUCAGAAAUAUUGUGGAUGUUCGUGAUGUUGCUGAUGCUCUUCUUCUAGCAUACGAAAAACCAGAGGCAUCUGGAAGAUACAUCUGCAGUUCACAUCCAAUAAAAGUUUCUGACAUGAUAAACAUAUUGAAGAACUUAUAUCCAACUUACCCUUAUCCCAAAAAUUUUAUGGAAGUGGAAGAGAACACGGUGAACAAUUCUGAGAAACUUCAGAAGCUAGGAUGGACCUUCAGGCCUAUAGAGGAAACCCUCCGUGACAGCGUCGAAUCCUACAAAGCAUUUGGCCUCCUGAAUUGAGGAUCCAAUUUGGGCUGUUUUGUCUGCUGUUACCUCCAAACUCUUGCUAAAUAAUGAUGUUUAGGGACAGUGAAAAAGCAGCUCCAACAGUCCAAUCCCUCUCUGAUUCAUGUAAACAGUGAAACAGAACCUGUUGUUUGUAACGGAUUGAAUAAGGGAAUCACGAGGGAACAAGAGGUUUAGCGCUGUAUUUUUCAGCCUGUUUUA